Hyalella azteca is the source of this 3066-nucleotide messenger RNA. RefSeq lists its product as uncharacterized. The record is from RefSeq and is a predicted model, not a curated record. The transcript has 7 exons. Bases 406 to 2271 code for a protein of 621 amino acids. Gene Ontology annotation, molecular function: heparin binding; integrin binding. NCBI's taxonomy places the organism in Eukaryota, Metazoa, Arthropoda, Malacostraca, Amphipoda, Hyalellidae. Gene Ontology annotation, biological process: cell adhesion; signal transduction. Gene Ontology annotation, cellular component: extracellular matrix.
UAAUGAUAAAAUCGAUUAUAAUGACUGAUUGAUUAUAUUAAUGUGUUAUAGUCAAGAGGAUCAGAAAAAGAGUCCAUAUAUACAGUAGAUAUGCAUGCACAUGUGUAUUUGAGCAUGGCUAGAUUUGUACUUAGAAUUGCCGCGGCUGGAGCAGGUCAGUGCGCUGUUGGCCGUUGUGGUGAGAGGUUAUGUGCGCUGAUCACAAGCGAGUGUCGCCGCAGCCCUCGAUAGCCUUACCUGGCUAAAGUGAGAAUUUCCCGACAUUUAUUACAUUGAUUAAAACUCAAUAAAGGUUAAAAAAUUCUUGCCGAGGUUUCCAUAAUCCCUUUGAUACGAGCUGAAUAAAACUGGCUGAGGUGACCAGGAUAACGGUAACAAGUAAUCCAACAAAAUAUAGUUUCAACGAUGGAAUUUCGAAAUAGUUCAGUGUUGUCCUCCGGAGACCUUCACACUGGCCAACAAAUAGCGGCAGUAAAGCAAAUUUUACUGCCAGAGGAUCGUCGCGGGACACGGCGAAAUACAACAACACAUUUCAGCCGUGUGGGCCUACGUCCGGAAGUAGAAAAAUGGCCUAGCAGUGGUCAUAGCCCAUCAUAUAUGGAACACACGACUCGAGGGAGGCUGUUUGACGACACAUUGGAUAGACCUGCGGGCGACAUAAAGAACGCAUGCCACGCACACACGCUCGAAAAAGAAAGCAGUUUUUCUUCCGCGGUCUGGAGAAACAUACAUUCUAGCAGAUGUGAAGUUUCAUCUAAAGCUUCAAAAGUAUCUCACAAACCGAGAGAUGGAAUGUUUAUGUCAAAAGAAGAUUUUGGGUUUAAAUGUAAAUUUGGACAUUACACGUUAAAAUUGCAGUGCCUUCUUUUUGUAACGGUUUUGAUGACAGUAACUAUAAGUGAGCGAGCGCAAGCUUCCAAGCCUUCUUGCUUCAAGUGUGGUCUUGCAAGAACAGCCGAACUUCACAGAAGUAUCCAUGAUGAGAAACUAGAGAACCUGGGUGGAGGCAACAUGCCCGUUGCAAGUAGUUCGGUGAUCAGAGCAACAGAGUCUCGAGAGUUUCAAGUGACCGGAGCGGAGGCGGCGUCAAUAGAUUUCCUAGGAAAAGGAUCAGAAGAGGGCCCUGAAAAAGGACUAACAGAGAGCAAUGAAAAAGGACCAACAGAGAGCCAUGAAAAAGGACCAACAGAGAGCCUUGAAAAAGGACCAGCAGAGAGCCAUGAAAAAGGACCAAGAGAGAGCCAUGAAAAAGGACCAAGAGAGAGCCAUGAGAAUGGACCUGCCGAACAGGAAGAAGUUUGUGGCCCUCGGAGGAGCUGCCCUGAAGGCAAGACGUGUCGCUACCGCGUGCCUGGCACCAUCGGCGUCUGUACAGAUGCGGUGUCUUUGCCGUGCGUUGUCAACGGGACUUCAUACGAGGAUGGGACGAGUUUCCUCCUGGACUGCAGAACGGAGUGUACCUGCACGGGCGGCGCGUACGCAUGCGUGUCGCUGUGUCCUGAAGAGGCGCUGCCGCCAUCCUCGCACUGCAGGAACCCUGCGCUGCAGGAGACAGGACAGCAAUGCUGCAGACAGUGGACCUGUGACCCAGAUCCUGAUGCGAUGGCGCCGGGCAGCUCGAGGUGCGACGUAACCGUGAGUCGCUGGUCUGCAUGCUCGUCUCUCUCCUGCGGUCUGGGUCUGUCCCAGAGGUGGGCUACAGACAGCAUCACCUGCAGACCAGAGCUGCAGACCAGGCUCUGCCAACUCAGACCUUGUGCAUCAAUGGUUUCUGCUGAACCUCAACGCCGGCGCCGGUUGAUAAGGCAGCGCAGCCACCACUGCAAAGCAACGCUGCGUGCCGAGCGAGCCGAGCGAUUGAUCGCUGGCCCGUGCGUGAGCCAGAGACGCUACAGAGCGAAGCGCUGCAACAGCUGCCGGGACUCUUGCUGCGCCGCCUUCGUCGACACAAGCCUCGAGGUGACGUUCUUAUGUCCACUGCACGCCGUGCCCCCGUACCUGCUCCCGGACUCUGCUUUGUCUCCAGUGGACCAAGCAGCUCUCUUCGAAGCCGCCACUGAUCCUGACACCCAUGAAGGCAGGAUUGGAGAUCUCACCGUUGCAGGAGAACAGGAAUACGACAAUGUCACGGCCAGUAACUAUGAAGUGGUCGUCAAACGGGUGCAGUGGAUCCUGCGUUGUCGAUGUACUCCAACUUGUCAAACUCCUACGGUCCUCCCAACAACUUCCCCAACUUGGGGUCCAGAAUUCGAGUAUUUCGAAGCAAGCUAAUGCAGCUCUCGCAGUUUACAACCUGCGGAGGUGUAUUUCAACAAAGCCUCAAAUCCCAAAGCCUUAUGGCCAAUAUGCCUGUAGUCUACAUAAAAUGGUCAAAAUGGAGUAGAAUAUUUCGUGUUACUUGGUUUGCCAGAAAAUAUUGAAAUAUAUUAAAUGAUCUUUGGUAACAUAUUGGAACUACAGGCUAAGAUUCCAAAAAUUUAUGUGACUCUUCUGUUGUUUUCGAUUACACUAAAUUAUUUGUAUUUAAUUUUUUUGUCAUUUAAGCGAACAAAAUUAACGCAUAAAGCGCUUGUUAUUGCUGUGAUGAUUUUGCAGCCAUAUAAUAAAAACAUCCUUACAAAUAUUUAUUUAAUUGCAAGUAUAUUAUUGCAGCAUAAUUGCAUUACUUUAUAUCACUGUACAAGAAACAAGACAAAUAUGCAAUUUUGUGAGGAGUCUUUAUAGGCGGAAUAUUUUGAAGCAUCUUUCAUGAGGUUUCUGUGCCUUAAACAAAAACUUGUACAGAUCAAGCACGACGUAAAUAGACAUAGCGGUUAAAAUGGAUGAGCGUUAAUCAGAAAGUGUUUUCUUUUUAUCUCUAUUACAUGAGAAACUUGAGGCUAAUGAUACGAUGAUUAAUUGAGAGGUUCUCAUUAAGGAUUGUGUGUUGUUAUAGUCUGUAGACGUACCACAAUAUAGUAUACAAGCAAAUUAAACUGUUGAUUGGAAGGUUAAUUGAUACAUUUUGUGUGUAGUUUAUAGUCUGUAGACGUACCAAAAUGUAGUAUACAAGCAAAUAUAAGUCUG